This is a messenger RNA of Hippopotamus amphibius kiboko, 3756 nucleotides long. It is a transcript of the gene SLC36A2, whose product is annotated as solute carrier family 36 member 2. The record is from RefSeq and is a predicted model, not a curated record. The transcript has 10 exons. Gene Ontology annotation, molecular function: L-proline transmembrane transporter activity; L-alanine transmembrane transporter activity; amino acid:proton symporter activity. Bases 78 to 1529 code for a protein of 483 amino acids. NCBI's taxonomy places the organism in Eukaryota, Metazoa, Chordata, Mammalia, Artiodactyla, Hippopotamidae. Gene Ontology annotation, biological process: proton transmembrane transport; L-alanine transport; proline transmembrane transport. Gene Ontology annotation, cellular component: vacuolar membrane.
GGGUUUGCACCUGACUGGACACCUUCCUGCUCAGUGCAGACAGCGCAUCCCUGGGAGCCCUCUCUUUCUGAACAGCCAUGCCCGUGACAAAGAGUGCCGGGGGUCCCCAGGGAACUGUUGACCUCCAGCUGGACCUCAGGUCCCCUCCUGAAAGUGCCAGGAAGCUGCAGAACAAAGACUCCGGUUUCUUGGAUGGAAGCCCUUCCAAGUCGCCAGCCUCGGAGGUGACCAAGGGCAUAACAACAUUCCAGACCUUGGUUCACCUGCUGAAAAGUAACAUAGGCACAGGGAUCCUGGGACUACCCCUGGCUAUGAAGAAUGCGGGCAUCCUGAUGGGCCCGCUCAGCUUGCUGGCCAUGGGCAUCAUCUCCUGCCACUGCAUGCACAUCCUGGUCAGGUGUGCCCAGCACUUCUGCCGCAGGCUUAACAAGCCCUUUAUGGACUAUGGGGAUACAGUGAUGCAUGGACUAGAAGCUAUCCCCAACGCCUGGCUCCGGAACCACGGACACUGGGGAAGGCAUUUUGUGAGCUUCUUUCUUAUAGUCACCCAGAUGGGCUUCUGCUGCGUGUACAUUGUGUUUCUGGCUGAUAAUUUAAAACAGGUAGUGGAAGCAGUUAAUAGCACCACCACCAACUGCCACUACAACGAGACGGUGGUCCUGACGCCCACCAUGGACUCUCGACUCUACAUGGUCUCCUUCCUGCCCUUCCUGGUGCUGAUAGUCCUGAUCCGGAACCUCCGGGUUCUGACCAUCUUCUCCCUGCUGGCCAACAUCACCAUGCUGGUCAGCCUGGUCAUCAUCGCCCAGUACAUUGUCCAGGGAAUUCCAGACCCCAGCCACUUGCCACUGGUAGCAAAUUGGAAGACCUACUCGCUCUUCUUUGGAACAGCUGUUUUUUCAUUUGAAAGCAUUGGUGUGGUUCUGCCCCUGGAAAACAAGAUGAAGGAUGCCCGCCGCUUCCCACUCAUCCUGUCUUUGGGAAUGUCCAUCGUUACUGCCCUCUACAUCAGCAUCGGGACUCUGGGCUACCUGCGGUUCGGAAAUGGCAUCAAGGCCAGCAUAACCCUUAACCUGCCCAACUGCUGGCUGUACCAGUCAGUCAAGAUCCUCUACAUCAGUGGCAUCCUGUGCACCUACGCCCUGCAGUUCUACGUCCCUGCAGAAAUCAUCAUUCCUUUCACCACCUCCCAGGUGGCAAAGCGCUGGGCACUGCCUCUGGACUUGUGCAUCCGCCUCGCCAUGGUCAGCGUGACAUGCGUCUUAGCCAUCCUCAUCCCCCGCCUGGACCUGGUCCUCUCUCUGGUGGGCUCCCUGAGCAGCAGUGCCCUGGCCCUCAUCAUCCCGCCCCUCCUGGAGAUCGCCACCUUCUACUCGGAGGGCAUGAGCCCCGUCACCAUCAUCAAGGACGCCCUGAUCAGCAUCCUGGGCUUCGUGGGCUUUGUGAUGGGGACCUACCAGGCCCUGAACGAGCUGAUCCGGUCAGAAGACCCUCUCACCUUUUCCAACUCCACCACUUUUAUUCAGUGAAAAUGGCGCUGCUUCUUCCCCACCAGCACCUGACAUUUAAUGAUAUAAAUCUCUUUUAUAGGCAUUAUCUAUAUUUUGCUGCUUUACCUUUCUCUGGGUCAAGUCACAGUGAAACAAGCACGGACUCACCAGCUACAAGGUCUAGACUUAAAUUUUUUUAAUUUAUUUUCUUUCCGUUUCUAGCUUUCCACUACACUGAGAGCUCUCCCACGGAAGGCUCUUGAUUCCAUCCAGCUUUUUGGCAAUUCAUGUGAUGAAUUUCACACCUUGAGUGGGGCUAUGCAAGAGGAAGCCACGAGGGGGCAUCCAAGAGGCAACAACUGACAGAAGGAGGUGCAGCCAGCUAAAGCUGAUGGUGAUUUGGUAGACAAAGGAUGUCCUCUUUUCCCCAUCUGUUUAGAGAGCAAAGAUUAGGAGAAGGGACAUAAUCUAGAACCCAGCAAGGUGUGCACAGCUCCAGUAUCCAGAUGGAUAGGAUCCAGAGGGCCAACGUGAGCUGCAAAUCUCAGGCAGAAAGGAGCCGUCAUAUUUAAACUUUCUAAACAACUGGAUAAAGUUCUGGCCCAGUUCAGAGGUCUCAACAAAGGAUAGUCAUCACAGAAGUGGAUGUGCCAAUGGCGGGGGGAUGGACAAUGACAAUAUUUCAUUAUUUACCUCUUGACUCUUUUUUUUUUAACCUCUUGAUUCUCACAACAAGCCUUCUUGCUUACCCACCUCACACCAAGCAUAGUCCAAAGUUCUUGUAAUAGUUUGCAAAAAUGGCCACAAAUUCCUCUUGACAAUGUGACGUUGCAGCUCCUCCCAUCAAGAAGUGAAAUCUAUAUCUCUACCCCUUGAAUCUUGUCUUGGCCUUGUAACUUGCUUUGGCCAAUGGGACAUUAGUAAAUGUGAUGCAAGGUUUGGUGAUGGCUAAUGCAUAGGAACUUUCAUCAUGUUGCUCUGUGGAGCCAAGAGCACCAGGUGAAGAAGCCAGGGCUAGUCUACUGGAGGAUGAGAUCAUGGGGAGCGGAAAUGAAUCAUUCCACUUGAGCUCCAUCUCCCAGAACAGCCAGCCUGCCGACCUCCAGACAUGUGAGUGAAGCAUCCUAGACUAUAUACAGCCCCAGUCAAGCUGUCCCAGACUAUAAGUAUUCCUCAGAUGAUCCGCAGAAUUAUGACAAACAAUAAAUGUUUUUAGUUUUAAGCCAUAAGAUGCAGACGUUUUUAUGCAACAAAAGCUAACUGAUACAUUACUCUAAAGGGGAUACACUAAUGAGUGAGAAAAGAAUCUCCAUCCUCAAGCUAGUCUCUUCUCCAGUGGGGAAUAAUGACAGCUCAUCAGCUAAGUCAGUACCAUCAUAGAUCCUUAUCAGGGCAGGAGACACUAAUUGCUUUGGAGUACUGAGGAUGACUUUCCACUGAUGGCACAUUAGAGCUGGAUUUUGAGGAGAACUUGGGUCUCCCAACACUGAAUCUGACCGUUCUUCCACUUAGUCCUACCGCCUUGACAAUCCCGUGUCUUUUGUCAUGUCUGACCUUGGCUGGCAGCCAGGAGCCCGUCAACCCAACACAGCACUUCAGCCUUCUUGGUGGUGACUGCUCCCUCCCUCCGCACUAAAAUUGGGGAAAGGCAUAUAGAUAAAUGAGAUGUUGUAGGCAGAUCUAUAGUUCAGUGGGGGGUAGGGAUGUUUCUCGUUACACUCUGUGGUUUUGGAAAGUGACCCAUGCUUGUUUCAGCCUUGGUUUUAAGACAACAUUUUAAAAAGCCCUUUCCUGCGUAUUUUAUCCAUCUUCCUCCCUUUGCAGCCUAGGGAAGAUGUGGAGGGGUGAGGGGAGUGUCUGCCCCAAUUCCCAAGUCCUGGUCUCCUCUUUUGUGUGUCACUUUCUGCCUGCUGGCUUCCAAAAGGUACUUCAUGAACACAAGCUCCACACCCAGAUCCCACAGUCUGCAGAAUACCUGCUGGGAGAUGGGAUGCUCAUAGCCUGUGCAGUGGUCCACAGCCCACCUGGCCAGAGAGCUGGGUCAUCAUUUCUACAUCAGAAAUGUGGAACACCCAAAGGACUUCCACUGAUUGGUUCAGAGCCUUGGCAAAGUGGUCUUCCUCUCUCUGAGCUUGUCUCCUCCACCCUGCUCAAGUAUCAACCCACCCAACCUUGCUAAGUUUAAGAUUUUCUCUGUUAUUAAAAAAUGGUCACGUUCAUUCUCCAAGGACAAGCUCCUACUAUGUAAGAUGAUCAGGUUAAUCUU